Morus notabilis is the source of this 627-nucleotide messenger RNA. Its product is annotated as protein yippee-like At4g27740. The record is from RefSeq and is a predicted model, not a curated record. The transcript is spliced from 2 exons. The coding region runs from base 179 to 496 and encodes 105 amino acids. Lineage: Eukaryota; Viridiplantae; Streptophyta; Magnoliopsida; Rosales; Moraceae.
CUAAGCUUAGCUUUUUUUUUUCCCCAAUUCAUUUAUAGUCAACAUCAUCCACUGCUGGCUCCGGGAUAACUACAUUAUCUUCCACCGUAAACAUUCUUGAAAAUCCUCUCAUCUGCAAGUUUGCUUUAUAAAGGAUCUUCCACUUUCUCCUCAUAUUGCAAAUCUAAAUUGGUAUUCGAUGGCGGAUUUCAGAGGCCAGCCCCUCUACAACUGCAGAAAUUGCAAAAAUCCUAUUGCCCUGCGCGACGACCUUGUUUCCAAGAAGUUUUGGGCGAAAUCUGGACCUGCAUAUCUGUUCUCUCAUGCAAUGAACGUCGUUGUGGGGCAGAAAAAGGACAAAGAGUUGAUCACUGGCGUUUUUUCUAUUGCUGACAUCUAUUGCAGCAACUGCGGCGAGGUACUAGGUUGGAAGUAUGUGAGAGCUUAUGAUGCUACUCAAACGUAUAAAGAAGGGAAAUUCAUAAUCGAGAUAGCUAAGGUUGCAAAGUUGUACUAGAAAACAGUGAUAUUCUCCCAUGGGAUUGUAUUACUAAAGUAAAUAAUGUCAUUGUAUGAAUUGAUCAAUGGAUGGUAUUUAAGUUUCUGUGCCUAUAUAUGUAUGGACAGUGCAGUAAUGUGUUUUAUGUU